AGAGCCGCGCUGCAGAGCCGCGGGGCGCGCCCGGCCCCACGCCGCCACCCACGGCCCCGCGCCCGCGCUUUUCUCUCCCUCGCUUUGCGAAAGUUCGCCCCUCUCCGCCGCCCUUCUGAAUUUUUGCCUCGGAGGAGUCGGGAAAAGAGAAAGAGAACGUUAAAAACUUUUGCAAACUUUUCCAGCUUCUUCCCCCCUCUCGCAGCCGGGCUGCGCGCUGGUGGAGACUCCGUCUCUGCCGGCUUUACUUCUUGUUUUUAACCCUUCCCCGCCCCUCAGCCGCCCGGUUGUUUUUUUUCUCUCCGUUUUCUCCUCCCCUGAUCCCCCUGUGCCGCUUUCUCGCAUGAAUCUCCUAGACCCCUUCAUGAAAAUGACAGAAGAACAGGACAAAUGCAUCUCCGACGCCCCCAGCCCCACCAUGUCGGAUGACUCCGCCGGGUCCCCCUGCCCCUCCGGAUCCGGCUCGGACACGGAGAACACCCGACCUCAAGAGAACACCUUCCCCAAAGGCGACCCGGACCUGAAGAAGGAGAGCGACGAGGACAAAUUCCCCGUGUGCAUCCGCGAGGCCGUGAGCCAGGUGCUCAAGGGCUACGACUGGACCCUGGUGCCCAUGCCCGUGCGGGUGAACGGAUCCAGCAAGAACAAACCCCACGUGAAGCGCCCCAUGAACGCCUUCAUGGUGUGGGCCCAGGCGGCUCGAAGGAAGCUGGCUGACCAGUACCCGCAUCUGCACAACGCCGAGCUCAGCAAGACGCUGGGCAAGCUGUGGAGGCUGCUGAAUGAGAGCGAGAAGCGUCCCUUCGUGGAGGAGGCCGAGCGGCUGCGGGUGCAGCACAAGAAGGACCACCCCGACUACAAGUACCAACCACGCAGGAGGAAGUCGGUGAAGAACGGGCAGUCGGAGCAGGAGGAGGGCUCCGAGCAGACCCACAUCUCCCCCAACGCCAUCUUCAAGGCGCUGCAGGCGGACUCCCCGCAGUCAUCCUCCAGCAUCAGCGAGGUGCACUCCCCCGGGGAGCACUCAGGGCAGUCGCAGGGUCCCCCCACACCCCCCACCACCCCCAAAACGGACGCUCAGCAGCCGGGCAAGCAGGACCUGAAGCGCGAGGGCCGCCCUUUGGCGGAAGGCGGCCGCCAACCUCCCCACAUCGAUUUCCGAGACGUGGACAUCGGCGAGCUCAGCAGCGACGUCAUCUCCAACAUCGAAACCUUCGACGUCAACGAGUUCGACCAAUACCUGCCCCCCAACGGCCACCCGGGGGUCCCGGCCACCCACGGCCAGGUCACCACCUACAGCGGUACCUACGGCAUCAGCAGCUCGGCCAGCUCUCCGGCGGGCGCCGGGCACGCCUGGAUGGCCAAGCAGCAGCCACAGCCCCCACAGCCCCCAGCACAGCCCCCGGCACAGCACACACUGCCAGCACUGAGCGGUGAGCAGGGUCCGGCACAGCAGCGGCCGCACAUCAAAACAGAGCAGCUGAGCCCCAGCCACUACAGCGAGCAGCAGCAGCACUCCCCGCAGCAGCAGCAGCAGCAGCAACAGCAGCUGGGCUACGGCUCCUUCAACCUGCAGCACUACGGCUCCUCGUACCCCCCCAUCACCCGCUCGCAGUACGAUUACACCGAGCACCAGAACUCCGGCUCCUACUACAGCCACGCCGCCGGGCAGAGCGGGGGCCUCUACUCCACCUUCACCUACAUGAACCCCACGCAGCGCCCCAUGUACACCCCCAUCGCAGACACGUCGGGGGUGCCCUCUAUCCCGCAGACCCACAGCCCGCAGCACUGGGAACAGCCCGUCUACACGCAGCUCACCCGGCCUUAAAGCCACGUGAAGGCAAAUAAAUAAAUAAACAAACCAAUCAGAAAGGAAAGAAAAGAGGAGGAAAAAAAAAAAAAAGAAAGGAAAAAGAGUAAAAGAAGGCAGUGAGAGUGGAGGACUUCUGUCAGACUUUCCUUUCUUACAAAUCGAAAUGAUGAUUGAAGAGAAAAAAAAAAAAUUGUUAAAAAAUUAAAACAUGCACGAGUUCAAGCUGGGGAGCGCCCACAGCGCCCGGAGCUCAGUGCCGGCCCCCAUGGACCCAAUGCAUGGGCAUGGGCUGGAGGUGUCCUCUGUUUGCUGGACUUUGGUUACAAGUUGGGUUUCUUAAGGGUUUGUUUGGGUUUUUUUUUAGCAGUAAUUAAAGAAAAGGAGAAAAAAAAAUAAGGGGGGGUGGGAGGGGUGGGGGGAGAAAAAGAGAAAGCUCAGUCCUCUGUGAGGAAAAAUUCUCUAUUUUAAAUAUUUUUUAGUAUGUACUGUGUAUGAUUCGUUACCGAUUUGAGGGGAUUUAUACCUAUUUUGUAGGGAUUUUUUUUUUUUUUUUUUUGGUAAAAUGCUCUUUAUUUUUCCAACAGCUGAGAAGUGAACGCUUAGCAGGGGCAGCGCUCGGGUUUUUUUGUGCAGUCAGAGGUAUUUUUGUAUAGCUUGGUGUCUUUUUGUUCUCUCUAAGAAAUUAAUAAAAGGAGAAGAGGAAAGCAAAGCUGGGCCACGUGCUUCUCGCUGCCAUCGGUGCUGCGUAGGGUCAGCUCAGCGGGGAUGGGCGUGGGGAAGAAGAGGUUUUCUAUUUUUCUAACUCAAGAGUAGUGCAAAAGUAAAAAGAAAGAAAUGAAAUAACUAAAAAAGAGCGGCCGGGAGGAGAUUUUUUUAUCGUUAUUUUUUCAUAACCUUCAGCCUUAAAAAAAAAAAAAAAGAAAAGAAAAAGAAACCAGCAAAAAAAAAAAUAACCGACGCUCUGGCAAAGCCUUAAAGCAGCCCUGCGCUGAUCAGCUGGCCCAGCUCUGCGCACACAGCCCAGGGCUGACACUGAGGGUCCCCGGCCCCGGGGGGGUCAACAGAGACUGUGUUUGUUCCCUGAGAAGAGCAGUUUUGAAUCACCAUUUAAUAAGAAAAAAAAAAAGAAAAAGGAAAAAAAAAAAAUCUCCCUUUCUGUCCUUUAAGUCCCUUCGAAGAGCAUUGCGGGAGCGUUGUUGGGAAGGUAACGGUGCCUGUUAAAUUAUGGUCAGAACUGUAACCAGUCCUUUUAUUUAUCUCUCUUAAUUCUGUUGUUAUUAUUAUUAUUAUUAUUAUUCUUUUGUUGUUGUUGGGUUUUGUUUUGGACUCCGUGUCCUGGGUUUGUACAAACUCGCGCUCUUCCCUUAUUUUUCUUUCUUAAGGAGAAACUGGAGGAAAAAAAAAAGUAAUAA
This is a messenger RNA of Gallus gallus (chicken), 3225 nucleotides long. It is a transcript of the gene SOX9, whose product is annotated as SRY-box 9. Gene Ontology annotation, molecular function: RNA polymerase II cis-regulatory region sequence-specific DNA binding; DNA-binding transcription factor activity, RNA polymerase II-specific. Bases 344 to 1828 code for a protein of 494 amino acids. The transcript has 3 exons. Lineage: Eukaryota; Metazoa; Chordata; Aves; Galliformes; Phasianidae. Gene Ontology annotation, cellular component: nucleus. Gene Ontology annotation, biological process: oligodendrocyte differentiation; negative regulation of transcription by RNA polymerase II; heart development. The record is from RefSeq and is marked provisional.